Messenger RNA from Dipodomys spectabilis (banner-tailed kangaroo rat), 3794 nucleotides. RefSeq names its product ring finger protein 20 (gene Rnf20). The coding region runs from base 512 to 3439 and encodes 975 amino acids. Gene Ontology annotation, cellular component: nucleus; HULC complex. NCBI's taxonomy places the organism in Eukaryota, Metazoa, Chordata, Mammalia, Rodentia, Heteromyidae. The transcript has 20 exons. The record is from RefSeq and is a predicted model, not a curated record. Gene Ontology annotation, molecular function: metal ion binding; ubiquitin protein ligase activity.
UCCCUCUUUGCGGCGGGUCAGAGGUGAGGGAUGGCAGGCCUGGCCUGCGCGGGCGGGCCUUAGGUGAAAGACCGGCCUAGAGUUGGGCUCCCCGCGGCGCGAGUGGGAAGAACGCGGGUUAGACCCCGGCUCACGAGAACAACUGACGUGAGGAACAGGCUGUGGUGUAUCCCGGGCGGCCUCCACCCUCUGCGGACCCGGGGCCUCCAUCCGGGCCCCGGAGACGCCGCGGCCGGGGUCUUCGGCUCCUCCCGUCAGCCCGGGGCGUGUGUCUCUCUUUUCCCGGCGGGAUCCGACCCAGACCGCGGUCCCCGACUGCCACCCCCCGGAGCCGGCCAGUGGACGCAGAGUGGCCCGUGGUCUCUCGGUGAUGGCCGGGCAGCUUCCUCCUGUAGCAGCAGUGCUCUAGCAUCCUUCCGUUCCGCCUCCUUGAGCUCCCGGGCAGUCAGUCAGGUAGGGCUGAGGAAAACACCUUUACCCCGUGCCGUGCAGGAAAACCACUGUCAUCAAGAUGUCAGGGAUUGGAAAUAAACGAGCAGCUGGAGAGCCAGGCACAUCAGUGCCUCCAGAGAAGAAGACAGCUGUUGAAGAUUCAGGGACCACAGUGGAAACCAUUAAACUAGGGGGCGUGUCUUCAACGGAGGAGUUAGACAUUCGAACAUUGCAAACCAAAAAUCGCAAGCUAGCGGAAAUGCUGGACCAACGGCAGGCCAUUGAAGAUGAACUUCGUGAACACAUCGAAAAGCUGGAACGACGGCAGGCCACCGACGAUGCCUCCCUGUUGAUUGUUAACCGGUACUGGAGUCAGUUUGAUGAAAACAUCCGUAUCAUCCUUAAACGUUACGAUCUGGAACAGGGCUUGGGAGACCUACUCACAGAAAGGAAAGCUCUGGUUGUGCCAGAACCAGAGCCUGACUCUGACAGCAAUCAGGAACGCAAAGAUGACCGAGAGAGAGGGGAAGGGCAAGAACCAGCUUUCUCUUUCCUUGCUACUUUGGCCAGCAGUUCCAGUGAAGAGAUGGAGUCUCAGCUGCAGGAGCGUGUGGAGUCCUCCCGCCGAGCUGUGUCCCAGAUUGUGAAUGUGUAUGAUAAGUUACAAGAAAAAGUGGAGCUUUUGUCCCGGAAGCUAAACAGUGGAGAUAACCUGAUAGUGGAAGAAGCAGUGCAAGAAUUGAACUCCUUCCUUGCGCAAGAGAACAUGAGGCUGCAGGAACUGACAGACUUGCUCCAGGAGAAGCACCGCACCAUGUCUCAGGAGUUCUCUAAGCUGCAAAGUAAAGUGGAGACAGCUGAGUCACGAGUGUCUGUCCUGGAGUCAUUGAUUGAUGAUCUGCAGUGGGAUAUUGACAAAAUUCGAAAGAGGGAACAGCGACUCAACCGACACUUAGCGGAAGUCCUAGAACGGGUGAAUUCUAAAGGAUAUAAGGUGUAUGGAGCGGGGAGCAGUCUCUAUGGUGGCACAAUCACUAUCAAUGCCCGGAAGUUUGAAGAAAUGAAUGCAGAGCUUGAGGAGAACAAAGAGUUGGCUCAGAACCGUCACUGUGAGUUGGAGAAACUCCGGCAAGACUUUGAGGAGGUCACUACACAGAAUGAGAAGUUAAAGGUGGAAUUACGGAGUGCAGUGGAAGAAGUGGUUAAAGAAACUCCAGAGUACCGCUGCAUGCAAUCACAGUUUUCUGUUCUGUACAAUGAGAGUCUUCAGUUGAAAGCACACCUGGAUGAGGCUCGGACCCUACUUCAUGGCACACGGGGAACCCACCAGCGCCAGGUUGAGCUCAUUGAGCGAGAUGAGGUUAGUCUUCAUAAGAAGCUGAGAACUGAAGUGAUCCAGCUAGAAGAUACGUUGGCUCAGGUGCGCAAAGAGUAUGAAAUGCUGAGGAUAGAAUUUGAGCAGACUCUUGCUGCCAAUGAACAAGCAGGUCCUAUAAACCGGGAGAUGCGCCACCUCAUCAGUAGCCUCCAGAAUCACAAUCACCAGCUGAAAGGGGAAGUCCUAAGGUAUAAGCGAAAACUGAGAGAAGCUCAGUCAGACCUAAACAAGACACGUCUGCGCAGUGGCAGUGCCCUUCUGCAGUCUCAGUCUAGUACUGAGGACCCUAAGGAUGAACCUACAGAGCUGAAACAAGACUCUGAGGAUGUAUCCAGCCAGUCAUCAACACUGAAGGCAUCUCAGGAAGAUGUCAGUGAAAUUAAGUCCAAACGGGAUGAAGAGGAGCGGGAGCGAGAAAGGCGGGAGAAAGAAAGGGAGAGAGAAAGAGAACGAGAGAAGGAAAAGGAAAGAGAACGAGAGAAGCAGAAACUAAAAGAGUCAGAAAAAGAGAGAGAUUCUGCUAAGGAUAAAGAGAAAGGGAAACAUGAUGAUAUCAGGAAAAAGGAAGCAGAAAUUAUCAAACAACUGAAGAUUGAACUCAAAAAGGCACAAGAGAGCCAGAAGGAGAUGAAACUACUGCUAGAUAUGUACCGCUCGGCACCAAAGGAGCAGAGAGACAAAGUGCAGCUAAUGGCAGCGGAAAAGAAGUCUAAGGCAGAGUUGGAGGAUCUAAGGCAAAGACUCAAGGAACUUGAGGAUAAGGAAAAGAAAGAGAAUAAGAAAAUGGCUGAUGAAGAUGCCUUGAGGAAGAUCCGGGCUGUGGAGGAGCAGAUAGAAUACCUGCAGAAGAAGCUGGCCAUGGCCAAGCAGGAGGAAGAAGCUCUCCUCUCCGAGAUGGAUGUCACUGGCCAGGCUUUUGAAGACAUGCAGGAGCAAAAUAUUCGCCUGAUGCAGCAGUUGCGGGAGAAGGAUGAUGCCAAUUUCAAGCUCAUGUCAGAACGCAUCAAAUCCAAUCAGAUCCAUAAAUUGCUUAAAGAAGAGAAGGAGGAGCUUGCAGACCAGGUUUUGACUCUAAAGACUCAGGUGGAUGCGCAGUUACAGGUAGUAAGAAAGUUGGAAGAGAAAGAGCACCUGCUGCAGAGCAACAUCGGCACAGGGGAGAAGGAGCUGGGUCUUAGGACCCAAGCCUUGGAGAUGAACAAGCGCAAGGCAAUGGAAGCAGCCCAGCUUGCUGAUGAUUUGAAAGCACAAUUAGAGUUGGCUCAGAAGAAGCUUCAUGAUUUUCAGGAUGAGAUUGUAGAGAAUAGUGUCACCAAAGAAAAGGAUAUGUUCAAUUUCAAACGAGCCCAGGAGGACAUCUCUAGACUUCGAAGGAAGCUGGAAACCACAAAGAAGCCAGACAACGUACCCAAAUGUGAUGAGAUUCUAAUGGAGGAGAUUAAGGAUUACAAGGCCCGUCUGACCUGCCCUUGCUGCAAUAUGCGUAAAAAGGAUGCUGUACUUACCAAGUGUUUUCAUGUUUUCUGCUUUGAGUGUGUGAAGACGCGCUAUGACACUCGCCAGCGCAAAUGUCCCAAGUGUAAUGCAGCUUUUGGUGCCAAUGAUUUCCAUCGCAUCUACAUUGGUUGAUUGCAUUAAGAAGAGGAACUGUCUGGACAAGCACUUGUUCAUUAACCACCAAACCUCUACCUCUUCUCUCCUUGGCAGUUUGUCAAUUCCUUUUCCUCCACAGACUUUAUGUCCAUGCUCUUCUCUCCAAUAGCUAGAUGACUUUAGAGAAAAAGACUGGUAAAUGUAAGUCUUGGGUUUUAGAAUGAAUUAGAAACAACUCAUACUUGUCUUCCCUACCAGCUAUUUUUUUUUUUUUUCCUGCUUUAGGACCUUUCGCAUUUUCUUCUUUAGGCCCCUUCUACAAUCUUGGAUUGUCCAUUCUUCCUGAAGAAGAAAUGUUGGUAUUUUUGACGUGGAAAAGGGAACAAAGAGU